CGCACCGGCUGAGCCCAAGCAGCCGCCUGCCUCUUCCUCGCGACACCAGCCAUCAUGAUCGUGGACAGCAGCCGCGACGAGCUGCCGGACGGCGGCGGCGACGGCUCCAUGAGCAGCCCUUUUAACCUGGCCUUUUUUUACGGAGCUUCUCCCCACUCCAGCGAGGGGAGCUGCUCGCCCACGCACUCCUCGCCGGGGUCCCCGGGGUCCGACUCGGGCCAUAGUAGCGGCGGCGGCGGCGGCGACUUCGGCACGAGGCGCUGUUCCCGGCGCGGCGCGCGCUCAGCCGAGGAAGUUGAGCAACGUAUGGGGGGAGGAAAGCAACAAAGAGGACCUUUUCAAGGUGUUCGUGUGAAAAACUCGGUGAAAGAGCUGUUGUUGCACCUCAGAAACAGCAAGCAGAUGUCCUCAGACCAUGGUGCAGAUGAGUUAAAGGUACAAGGAGGAUUACCAAAUUAUGACCCAUACACAGAGUUGAAGAACAUUUUAACUAAUGGUCGAAAAAGAAAAGCUCAUGACUCAUUUUCAGAUGUAUCCUGUUAUAAAAGAACAACUCCUUUCCAACCUCACCUCCUGACACCUCCACAGACACCAACAUCAAUGGAUAGCAACAUGGAGGACGCCCAUAUGAAUGACCCCAAACAAGACAGCAGCUGUGAUAUGCUGCAGAACAUUAUGAAUAUUAAGAAUGAAUCCUGCCCAGUUUCUUUGAACACAGUGCAAGUGAGCUGGCUUCACACCAUGACUAAUCCUAACUCUCCAGGGGAACAGUAUCAAGAGAUGGUUGGAGCACAAGCUUUAUCACCUCCUCAAAGGUACCAAGCAUUUCAAGCAAGCAGCCCCUCACAGAUGAUGGAGCUACCCCAGAAUUAUCAGUUUUCUUCCACACAGACCCAGAACUUGUCUCAGCAUUACAAUCCCCUUAUGGAUUGCAGACCUCACUCCACUAGCAGCCAGUCCUCUGACUAUCAGCACGUUUUUGAAAGCCAAGAACUGCAGUACUGUCCUACUCAAAGCUUUGCUUCUCUCUUAAGUGAUUCAGAAGGGUCGGACAUCUCUGCCCCCCUCCCUCAACCACUUCCUCAGCAAACUGAUGUCAGCAGCCACCCUCAGAAUUUCAGUCAGCUACCCAGUAAUUUCUGUGGUGCUCUUGAAGAACAUGGCUUAUCAUUGGCUACUUCAAAUAUGUCUGUGCAACAUCAGGGUAUUGCCAGGAACACAGCACAGCUGGGCAAAUCGUUCUUCCAGUGGCAAGUGGAACAGGAGGAAAGCAAACUGGCCAAUAUCUCUCAAGAUCAAAUUCUUGCCAAAGACGCUGAUGGUGACACGUUUCUCCACAUUGCAGUUGCCCAGGGGCGCCGAGCAGUUUCCUAUGUGUUGGCAAGAAAGAUGGUAGCCCUACACAUGCUGGAUAUUAAAGAACACAAUGGCCAGAGUGCCCUGCAGGUGGCUGUGGCUGCAAACCAGCACCUCAUUGUACAGGACUUGGUUAGCCUUGGGGCGCAAGUGAAUACAACAGAUUGCUGGGGUAGGACGCCUUUGCAUGUGUGUGCUGAAAAGGGGCAUGCACAAGUCCUUCAGGCAAUUGAGAAAGGAGCCAUUGUAAGCAACCAAUAUGUAGACUGGGAGGCAACAAAUUAUGAUGGUUUGACAGCAUUGCACUGUGCAGUGGUGGCCCAUAAUGCUGUGGUACAUGACAUAGAGAGCCAGCAGUCACCUCACACUCCUGAGGUCCAGGAAUUAAGGUUGAAAGGCAAGAGGUUGGCAGACACCAUCAAAUUCCUCAUUGAGAUGCGGGCCUCUGUUGAAGCCAGAGAUCGUAAAAGUGGCCGUUCUGCCCUUCACUUAGCAGCGGAAGAAGCAAAUGUGGAACUCCUUCGUUUGUUUUUGGAGCUGCCUACUUGCCUUUCUUUUAUCAAUGCCAAGGCGUAUAAUGGCAAUACCGCGCUCCAUGUAGCUGCCAGCUUGCAGCAUCGGGUGAGUCAGCUGGAUGCAGUUCGCUUGUUGAUGCGGAAGGGAGCUGAUCCAAGUGCCAGGAACUUGGAAAAUGAGCAGCCGGUUCACCUCGUACCUGAUGGCCCUGUAGGAGUUGAGAUUAGACGGGUCUUGAAAGGAAAAACGACUCAGCAGAGAUCACCAGUCUAUUAAGCUCCAUGAGUGAACGAUGACCUAUGCUCGCUGUCAGUUAGGCAGCCGAUGUUACUGUAAAUAGACCAUUUGUCCAGUGGAGGCAAAUGUUAGUUGUUUCUAUGAAACAAAAAUAUCUUGUUUACUAUUAUAUAGUGGGUUAAUGGCAACACUUUUGAACCAGAUGGGAAUGUUUCAUACCCAGGUAGUUUGGAUCAGUCUGAGCUGGUCCAUUUAACUGACUUUACAACAGUAGUGUAACAAAUACCAGGCCAAGAAUAGUUGUUACUUCUCAAAAAGAAACUUAAACACUCUAGAGCAGUUGUUCAUUACAUGAAACAUAAGCUUUUUAAGAAUACUAACAUAACAUUUUGCAAGUAAACAUUUAUAUCAUACGUGAUUUAUUUUAUGCAGUACCAUGUAUAGGAUGCUUUGUGAUUUGUAAUAGUUGGUUGCAGUUUGAUACAGGACAAAACCAUUUUUUAAUUUUGAGAAUUCUAUGUAGAAUUCAGUAAAGUUUUUAUAAGCAUUUAAUGGCUUUUAUAGGUAUGUUUUUGUUGAGGGACCUGUGGAGUCACCUUGCAGACUAAUUUAUGUAGGGAACAUUUAUCAUCUCCAGUUUUCCAGCAACAGGUUAUAAAAACUAAAAUAAGAAAAUAACAUUUUGGCCUGGUUUUUUUAUUUUACAUUUUUAAGUUAUUCUCUUUACAUUUAAUUGGAAUAACAUUUGAUUUUCACACCAUUAUAUAUUUUCCACUUCUUAUUUCAGAGUAAUUUCAGAGUUUCUAACUUAAUAAGAAGCAUUUAUAGAGAGGUUAAAAUUGGUUCUUCAUCUGUGCUUUUCAGAUAAAGGAUUAAGCAUGUUCUUGAGUAUAUUAGUAACUGAGUUUGCAAAUGACACCCAAUUAGUUUGAAUAAAGAGCUCUAAACGGGCAAGAAAAUGACAUAUGAGAUUCAGUGUAAUUGUCAAAUGAUUUACACUUGGGCAAAAAGAUCCCAUUUCACAUGUACGCUGAUGGGAUCUAAACUAACUGACCUCAGAAUAAAUUCUAAGUAAGUCUUGGCAUUGUGAUGGAUAGCUCAAUAAAAAUGUCCCAUCAGCCUUUGCAGACAGCAUGCCCAGUGGUUAGGAGGUGGAAACUUCAUCUUCAGAAUGUCAGUUGCCUGGAAAGAAACAGGGAUGUGGGUAUCAUUGCUUCAUGCCCUGCAUAUGACCUUCCCAGAGGCUUAUGUCUGACGAUGGUUAGAAAUAGGUUGCUGGACUACAUGAACCCUUGGGAAGAUCAUAUAUAUGUUCAUAUGCUGAAUUUGUCUCUCUGUUUUUGAAUUGAGAAAAGUAUUUCUCAGGGCUUUGCAGAAAUUUAAUUCUAUUGUAUUGUUUUUACCUCAUAGGUAUCGUAGGCAGUCAAGUAUUAAUGUUAUAAGAAUGGUAGUGACUGUUUUUUGUUGUUGACAAUUUUCAGAUUAGUACUUCAGAUAAUGUAGAUAAAACAUAUUAAAUACCUUUAUAUAGUUAUUUGCUUAUAAAAUUAUGCAGCAUGCUUUUAAGUCUACUCCUUCUGUACAUUUACUGUUUCCCGAGUGACUAUUCUGCAUUGCAUAUCUUUUCCAUAGUUAUUCUGAUCAUAUUGUUUGACAAAGUAUGUCUUGUAGACAAAUAAUUGGAGAAAUGUUAUCUCCAAAGCAGAGCUUAUUCUUGUAAUAUCUGAUACACAUUUUUGAAUAAAGUUGUUUAAUCAAUAGCA
This is a messenger RNA of Lacerta agilis (Sand lizard), 3872 nucleotides long. It is a transcript of the gene NFKBIZ, whose product is annotated as NFKB inhibitor zeta. Gene Ontology annotation, cellular component: nucleus. The transcript is spliced from 12 exons. The record is from RefSeq and is a predicted model, not a curated record. The coding region runs from base 55 to 2148 and encodes 697 amino acids. Gene Ontology annotation, biological process: regulation of gene expression. Gene Ontology annotation, molecular function: DNA binding; POU domain binding. Lineage: Eukaryota; Metazoa; Chordata; Lepidosauria; Squamata; Lacertidae.